Molecule: messenger RNA, 547 nt
Organism: Salvia miltiorrhiza (redroot sage)
Lineage: Eukaryota; Viridiplantae; Streptophyta; Magnoliopsida; Lamiales; Lamiaceae
Product: replication factor A protein 1-like
Exons: 2
Coding region: 6-410 (134 amino acids)
Source: RefSeq, a predicted model, not a curated record
UCCCAAUGAAUGAGAUUCUCCCAGGAAUGAAGGAAUGGAAAUGCAAGGUGAGAGUGAUCAAGAAGUUAGGAGCUAAGCAAGCUAACAAUAAUCCUAAUAAAUUUCAGAAACUAAUCUUGGGUGAUGGCUUGGGCCACACUCUUGAUGCUGUGAUAUUCCAUGAUAAUAUAGAUAGGUUCAAACAUGUGCUUCAAGAGGGUAAUGUUUACAUGGUGAAAGGAGCUUAUGUUUCUGAUCCAAAGCAAUACAGGAAUCCAAUUGUGACAUGUAAUUACCAAUGGACGUUCAGAAAAGAUACUUCGGUGAAGGAAGAACCAAAUGAUUCUAUACCUGCUGGGGGACUAAGUUUUAGAACAACUCCAAGUUGCGAGUUCCACAAAUUCCUCUCAACAAAGACAUUGAUCAGUUAAGCUAAGCAACUUAGUUAUUGAAGAUUUGUGAAUGAUAUUUCUAUAUUUAUUUUAGCAAUGUUAAUUAAUCAUUUUCUUCUCUUACUUAGAUACUGCUUGUGUCAUUAUUGCUACCAAUGAACCUCGGGUAGUCACAG